UUGUCACGAAAAUCGCGCAAAUCAGUGGAGGCGCGCGUGCAUGAAACACGGCUAAAAACAUGUUAAAAAGUUUUUCUGAAAUUUUAGUUUUAUGUUCCAUUUGGUGUCUCAAUUAUACUAUAAGAACUGAUAUAUUAAACUUUUCUCCGUCUUGAUUAAGUGAGAAAUUUAGCAAAAUAAAUAGUGAAUUUUAGUUUUUUGUUAGUGGUUGUACGUCGAGAAACAAAAUCAACAUGCCUAAAGGAAAGAAAAAAGGAAAAUUCGAGCACAGAAGAACAGAGCUUCCAUACUCUUCAGAUGAGGAUGCAGGGAUUGAUAUGACAAAUGACAACUGUUCAGAGACCUCGGGGCAAUCAGAUCUUAGAAGCAUCCAUGAUGAAGCAGAGAGUGAAGCGCAAGAGAAAUUUGAAGAGAAAGUCUUGGAAAUAAUUGAUGCUCUAAGCGCUAGAGCGAAUGCAGCACGUGCUUCUGCGUUGGUUUCAUUACGGAAUGCUUUGCAAAGACGAUACUUGGCGGUGCUUUUGAGCGGACAAAGGGCUACUUUGGCUGACCACGUUACUAAGGCUCUCAGACGAGGAAAGGAUGGAGAGAAGAAAGCGGCUGCUGCUGUUGCUCCAAUAUUGGCGUUACAGGUCGGUGAAGAGGGUGUGGAAGGGUUUAUGCAAGAGGUGAGACCGGCUUUGGCAGCAGCCGCUGUUGACAAGACUGCCUCACUAGACACACGCACUGAGUGUUGCUCAUCCUUGGCCAUCCUCUGUUAUCUGAUGGAAGAUGACCUCGCCGAAGUACUGGAGGUCAUGCGGCUAUUUGAGACCGUCUUUAGCGGGAGUUAUCUGAAGGGUGACGGCAGCGUGAAAGUAUCGGGAUCUAUAGUGGAGGAGGGGGCGUGGCACGCGGCGGCCAUAGACGGUUGGGCCUUGCUGCUGGCACUCACUGAAGCAGACCACGCCCGAGCCCUGCUCAAGGAUAAUCCUCCUUCCUUCGCCCGCUUGGCUGAUUUACUGGAAGCUUGUAGUCUUGAGGUGCGUAUGGCUGCCGGCGGUGCGGUGGCCAUCGCGUACGAACGCGUGACGGAUGACGAAGAGGAAGGAGACGAGGAGUGGGUGGAGAUGGUGAUGCCUCGGCUGGAAGAACUGGCCCGGGACUCCCAUAAAUUUAGGGCUAAACGGGAUAGGAAGGUUCAGAGGGCCACUUUUAGAGACAUCCUUAAGUACUUUGAGGAAGGCGACGUGCCAGAGAUGCGAGUGCGCAUCGGCGUGGAAAGUGUGUCGUGCGACACUUGGUCGAGUCGCGCGACCUAUUCCGCCCUAGCGGCGGCCUUGGGCGCGGGACUGCAGUCCCUGUCGCCUCAUUGCGGCAGGCUAAGGGCAGCCCUAGGUUUGGAUCCGCAGGCGCCGAUUGUGGCUGCGCCGGCGCAUAACAACUCGAGGAAGAAUAAGUUGCAACGUCAUUUGCAAAAUACAGCUGCGUGCAAGGCCCGAACGGUCGCUCGGAAUAAGAACAGAGACAAACGAUCCGCCGCUCUCGCAAUAUAAGAACUCUUCAAAAAAUCAGAAACUAUCCGGUUCACACACAGCGCUAGUGUAAAAUGUCGUUCCGCUGUGAGUCAAGUGAAUAGCAGAUGCUGAUAAACGCGUCAUAGACAACUUCGUUUGAAUUGUAGGCACAGUUUAGUUCUAAUUUCAAAAAUGGAAUUUUAUAUUUCGAAAUAAAAGCCAUAGUGCAAUUUCAAAAAUGGAAUUACAUUUGAAAUAUAUUUAUUAAAAUGAAUUGAAUAAUAAAAUUAGUCAAAAAAAACCAAAUGGAAUGAUCACAGACUUUGAAUUAUUUAACAACUCAAUAAUUGUCUGUUGUCUGUGGUCAAGAUUGUAUUACUAUUUUCAGCAAAUAUUUCUUUAGUUCUUUUUAUCGCAGUGUUUAUAUCGACUUGACUUACUAGGGAAUUACACACAUGUUUUUUUUUAAUUAUUUGAAUUUUCGUAAAUUGUAAUGGCGUUUAUAUUUAUGUUAUUGUAGACAAUGCACAGAAAUUAAUCUCUUGCUUGGAGAUUGGAGAUUAAAAAUCCUAAUUGUCAUGAUAAUAUUGGCAAUUCUUGAUUUGUAUAGUCUCAAAGUUCACUGUUAGAAAAUGUUUAAUAUUUUAUAUUUAGUUAUUAACAAAUCCUCUCUGCUAUAAUUUUUCUAAAUCUUAAAUCUAGGGCCAUUAACAUGUGUUAAGUAACCCAUAUGUGACUUAUUAUGAUUCUGUUGAAUAACUGUUAGUCAGUUAUCGGCUUUAUAAUUUUUUCGUCUAAAUUUAUAGCAGUGAUAAAUGAUUAUUUUUAUAUGGUUUGAUUAAUUGAUUUAUAUCGAUUGAUAAUUUGAUCUACCCUCUUCGGUAAAAAAUAAAGUUUACUUUUUAAUGAAAGAUAAUACAAUUUUUACGGUUAAUUUUUUUUAACCUUUCUAGUUAGGUUUAGUGUAAAUAUCAAAAUUCCCUUUGGCUUUAGUUGCGUAGGUACCAAAGAAAUUUGAUUUGAACCGCCUUCAUAUCCUAGGAAUAUUACAUUGGCCUAAGGCAUUGUACUUAUGAAUUGUGUUUCAUACAAAAAUCAACUUUACGUUCUGUCAAGUAUACGUCAAAUGUCAGCCAUUGACAGGUGCUUGAUGUUUUUUAUACAAUGGUAUAGUUUUCUAGAACAACGCAAUUCUCUAGAUAGAAUGGUAAAGUUUUUACAUACAUUAAAUUUAGAAAUAUUCUAACUACUAAAGAUACUGAAAGGGAUGCGCCCGUUUAAAAGAUAUGUCGAUAAUUGGAAAGAUACAUAGACAAGGUAAUCGUAACAAUUUACAAUACCAAUUCUUAAAAAGCCGGCAACGCACUUGCGAGACUCCGCCGAGUGUCCUGUCGUUUGCUUCCUAUUACAUAAAAUACUACGUUUUUAGUAACACGGAGCUGUUUUACAUACAAAUAAAUACAUAGAAAGCAGUGUAAGGCCUACGGCAAAAUAAAAAUACAUACACUUUCGCAUAGAAAACUAUACCAAGUAAAACGUAAUUUAUCAUAAAAUCUAGAAUAUCUUUAACGGGCUCUUACGCUAACUCAAAAUUAAGUUUUCACUCUCGUCCGGCCUUAAUGUUAUGUUAGACUUUGGUAAGUUCUACUUCCAUUAUAAGUGGUUCUAAGUUAAUUCGAUGCUUGCUUAGCCGAUAAACUUACGGGAAAUUUUAUGUUUAUCGACUGACGUUGACAAGUCUGAGCACUUGAAUAACUGCCGUUUAGUGUUGCUAUUUUAUUGUUCUAUAAUCGUUUAAAUGAUCUAGUGUCGCUAGAUUUUUGGUUUUAUUUAGUUUACAUUUGUGUGCUGUACUCCCAAGUAUUUGCAGUGCAAUAUUUUUUAGUGAAUAAUAUUUCUGUAAAUAUUUUUUUGCUGUAUAUUGCCUAUUCUAAUUAUUAAAGCGUUGCCCACGA
This is a messenger RNA of Pieris rapae (cabbage white), 3451 nucleotides long. RefSeq names its product interferon-related developmental regulator 1 (gene Ifrd1). The record is from RefSeq and is a predicted model, not a curated record. Lineage: Eukaryota; Metazoa; Arthropoda; Insecta; Lepidoptera; Pieridae. The transcript is spliced from 9 exons. The coding region runs from base 234 to 1535 and encodes 433 amino acids.